AGUGAAGAUGGCUGACUAAAUAAACAUGGGGAACUGGAAUUUCCUUGGAGGCAUCCUGGAGGAAGUUCACAUCCACUCCACCAUAAUUGGAAAGAUCUGGCUCACUAUCCUGUUCAUAUUUCGAAUGCUUGUUCUGGGUGUAGCAGCUGAGGAUGUCUGGAAUGACGAGCAGUCUGGCUUCGUCUGUAAUACAGAACAACCUGGCUGCAGAAAUGUGUGCUAUGACCAGGCCUUUCCUAUCUCCCUGGUUAGAUACUGGGUUUUGCAAGUGAUAUUUGUGUCUUCACCAUCCCUGGUCUAUAUGGGCCAUGCUUUAUACCGACUGAGGGUUCUGGAGAAAGAGAGGCAGAGGAAGAAAGCUCAACUGAGAGGAGCACUGGAGGGGGUGGAGUUUGAAAUGCCUGGGGACCGAAGGAGACUGGAGCAAGAACUUUGUCAGCUGGAACAAAGGAAACUAAAUAAAGCUCCACUCAGAGGAACACUGCUUUGCACUUACGUGGUACACAUUUUCACUCGCUCCGUGGUUGAGGUUGGGUUCAUGAUUGGACAGUAUCUUUUAUAUGGAUUUCAUUUAGAGCCUUUAUUUAAAUGCCAUGGCCACCCGUGUCCAAAUAUAAUUGAUUGUUUUGUCUCAAGACCAACAGAAAAGACAAUAUUCCUACUAUUUAUGCAAGCCAUAGCCACUGUUUCGCUUCUCUUAAAUGUUCUAGAAAUUUUCCACCUAGGUUUUAAAAAGAUUAAAAGAGGGCUUUGGGGACAAUAUAAAUGGAAGGAUGAGCAUAAUGAAUUCUUUGCGAACAAGUCAAAACAAAAUCCUGCCAAGUAUCAGAGCGCAUCUGCAAAUUCACUGAAGAGACUCUCUUCUGCACCUGAUUAUUACCUGUUAAUGGAAAAGCAAAAACACACAGCAGUGUGCCCUAGUUUAAAUUCACCUGCAUUUCAGGUGGAUCCUGACAAUCACAGCGGAAAUGAUGAGAAAUGUGUUUUGGAUAAACAAGAAAUUGUACUUUCUGAUGAGAUGCACACACUUAGCGCUACCUGUAGUCAUCUUCAACACUUCAGCUCAUGUAAUAAUGAAGACACUCAUAAAAUAUUUAGAAAAGAAAUGGGUAACCCAUUAAGGGAAAAGAGAGAAACUGAUUGCAAAGACAGCAAAAGGAACCACUGCUCUAGAGGUCACUGUUCUAUUCCAGGUGUUGCUAUAGAUCUGGACAACCACAUGGGGCAGUCAUCCCAAACAGCUUUCCCUCUACCUGCUAACUGUGCCUGGGAACAGUUGUGGCCUAGUGCUACAUGGGGUCCCUCUAAGGAAGAUGAAAAUCAGGUGUCACCUCCUAAAGGAAACCUGAAGGGCCAGUUCAGAGAGGGCACAAUUAGCACCCUUCCUCCUUCCCAGGGAGACUGCCAGUCACUUGACAUUCCAGAUACUCCUGCUUCUUUGGGACAAUUGUCCUUUGAAUCUGAUUUGGUCAGAAGCUGCAAUAAUCCUACUGCUUGUCCUCCAAAUCAUUUGGGGUUGCUGACAAACAACCUCAUUGGUAGGCGGGCUCCCACAGACCUUCAGAUCUGAACAGCUGUUGGCUUCU
Molecule: messenger RNA, 1586 nt
Organism: Mustela erminea (ermine)
Lineage: Eukaryota; Metazoa; Chordata; Mammalia; Carnivora; Mustelidae
Gene: GJA9
Product: gap junction protein alpha 9
Exons: 1
Coding region: 26-1570 (514 amino acids)
Biological process (GO): cell communication
Cellular component (GO): connexin complex
Source: RefSeq, a predicted model, not a curated record